GUGGAUGAGGACUUUAAGAAGUUGACGAAUGGCUCUGGUGCCACGAACAAGAAGCACGAGUUCUUACGUGGGUGGCUCAGCGACGGCUGCUCCGUGGGCCCGAGCUUUCGCAAAGCUCAGUUGGCCUUUGAGGCCCUGGACCGGCACAAGACAGAGGUGCAGUGGAUCUCGUGGAAGCAGGUGUGCAAGAAGUUCGGCAAGAAAGAAGCACUUCAGAGACUCGAGAACGGAUCGUUGAAAUACAGACGGAAUUUUUUGGAGUUCAGACACGUGCAAGAAAGCUUCUCGCAUGAGCACGUCAAGAAGAGAAAGACCCAGGUGGAAACCGAGGGUGGCAAGGUGGACAAGAAACUCUUGCACGACAUGGAGGGCCUGAAGAUCGAGGAUGUGACGGCCGAGGACUUCGAGAUGCAGACCGCCCUGGAGAGCAUGGAGGUGGACGAGGAUGUGAAGAACUUGAUCCUGACCAAGAUCGGAGCGACUGAGGGCAGCUCUGGGGCUUCCUCUUCCAGCUCCUCCUCAGAGAAAAAGAAGAAGAAGAAGCUCAAAGUGAAGAUCUUGAAGAAAGCUUCGAAGGACAGCUCGACCAGAUCUAGUGAGAAAGACUGGGAGAAAACCUCCCAGCUGGGAGAUGCUGACGGCAAGCCCGAGUUCAAGAGCAAGAUCGACAGCUUUCUGCAGGAGAUCCAGAAGGACACUGACUUUUUCAAGGCCUUGAACCUUGAGAAGGCCGACGCCGACGAGAAGACCUUCGUGAAGAAGACCCAGACCUCUUUGGAAGGUGCCUUGCAGACCCUUCAAAAAGCCCGCAAAACCCUGAAGCUUGAGGAGGUGAAGGAGGCCCUGGUGGCCGGCUUGAAUGCCCUCAAAAAGAGCAAGACGGCGAAGGCCAUGGAUUGCUGCAAGGACAAGAAGAGGAAGAGCAAGGACUGA
This is a messenger RNA of Symbiodinium natans, 933 nucleotides long. NCBI's taxonomy places the organism in Eukaryota, Dinophyceae, Suessiales, Symbiodiniaceae. The record is from the annotation of a GenBank genome assembly.